Corticium candelabrum is the source of this 1309-nucleotide messenger RNA. RefSeq lists its product as uncharacterized. The coding region runs from base 34 to 1059 and encodes 341 amino acids. Lineage: Eukaryota; Metazoa; Porifera; Homoscleromorpha; Homosclerophorida; Plakinidae. The record is from RefSeq and is a predicted model, not a curated record. The transcript has a single exon.
CGAGUUCUGUUGACAACACGGAGUAUUAUAUAUAUGAGCGAUCCCGAUCGCGUGCCGCUCGUUUCAUCGACCUCGACUGAGCCACGGCCAUUACGGAUCAGCAGAAUGGCGAGAGGAAAGAUCAGAACGUGUCUAUGUGUUGUAGGUGUUUUUCUAGGUAUUCUCGCACUGUCUGCUAUCGCUGUCGUUAUCGCUGUCAUAGAACUGAGAAAAAAAUACACUGCAACGGUAGAAAUGAGUGGAAUGAGUCCCAAUCUAACGUGGGCCGUGCCUUUCAACGGAAAGUACGUCGAGCAAGUGACAUUGGAAGUCGACGACUUUAAAUACGUAUCAUACAUGAAUUUGUCUGCUUAUCCGCGGAUGCCACAAAUAAAAUUUUAUCGUCGAUAUCGCAAGGAAAUAGGCAACGUAUUUCUGUUUGCGAACCAGAUUAUCCGCGAAAAGAUGUUUCUCAACACAGGAUCUCGUAUUGAUGUGUCUUUCUGUUUCGACACGGUCAUACGGGUUGUUGUAAUGCAGUAUACUGGUGUGGUUAAUGACAUUGAUUAUUCCGGAUUUCAACAGUAUGUGAGAUUGGAUAAGACAUUUGUUUGUCUUGGAAAUUGCUCUCAAAAUUGUUCUUUCAAUCAUACCGAAUUUUUCUGUUCUCAAACUGGUAUUUAUCAGUUUCUGUUUACACCAUCAAGUUUGGCCUUACUUGUCUAUAUGUAUGAUGUUGAAUUUUCUGGAGUCUUGACAGAGUAUGACUUGGUGACUGGAAGGACCGAUUUUUGUAACACAUCAAUGAGAUAUACGGACUGCUCUGUUAGUCUUCCUCGAGAGGAAGGGGCUGCAGUGGUGAUUGAUGUAGGAGAUAUUCCUAUGAGUCCUGGAACUAAUCUGGACAUAGCUGUUGUGCUGAAAGGCAAAUUAAGAGGUGACUUUGUUGGGACUCUUGCUAGUGGUGUGAUAGGAUGUGGUGCAGCAUUGACUGCAGGAAUUCUGAUCAUUUGGCUCAUUAACAGGAACAAUAAGAGAGAAGAUGCAGAUAACAGUGAUGAAGAAACAGUUAUUACAUAAUGUAAUUAAUUGAAAUUAAUUAAUUUAAAGCAUUCUCUGUCAGAUGUAGACUAGGAGUGUGUUUCUUUAUUUCUCUUCUGCUCUUCUAGAAGAGGUAGAGCAGCAAUUUUCAGAAGAGGGCAGAAGAGUCACGCCCACUAAAAAGCUGUCAGAAGAGCGAUGAAUAAAGAAUAUCAAUCGGAGAGGCGCGAGCAUGCGUAGUAGACUCGUCAGUCACGAUAGGCCCCUAGUCUCGCGUGGCCAGACGUUU